UCCGGGAAUAUCUCACUUUUCUCGAUCUUCUCUCAAACCCCACAAAAGAAGAAGAAGAAGACGCUAUUAAACAAUGGAGGAUUGCAUGAGACUCUGCAUGAGAAAGCUAGCCCUUUGGUACACCAAGACGUUCAAGCCCCUCAUGACCCACGACGAGCUCGAACCCAUCAUGGCCACAAUGGGUUUCGUCGGCCUUCCGCUGGAAUACAGCGCUUCCACGCUGUCUUGGAAGGAGUACGUCUACAGCGCGCCGUCCCCGGGGUUCUCGUCGCGGUGGUCGAAGUCCUCGCCUUGUUCGGGUUCCUUUGCCGGUGAACCGCUCAAGGCGGAGCCGCCGAGGCCGAAGCUGCCUUACCCCAGGAUCGAUGGGCUCCACAUUUACACUUACCGCGCUUUCCUGGACGCCGUUAACUUUUAUCUCGAGAUGUGCGACAUUUCUGAGCUCUUCCACAUUAGGGGAAUGCCGCUUUAUCGGAAUCACGACCGGAGCAGGAAGUGGAGAUGUAUGGAAGAGGACGAUAGCUUGUUCGUAUACCGGGAAGGAACACUGGAACAAACAAUAUACAAUCUGUAUCAUUUCAACAAGACAAACUCCAACAGCAAUGGUUACAGCUCGGUAGUUAUUCGAGACAAAGGGAACAACGACGACACCGUUAGCUGCGUUGUUCCGUUGAAGGACAUCAUAGUAUGACGCACCUACAAAGGUUCACCAUUUUGUUCAUGGAAUUCACAUGCCCCAUAGUCGAUUUUUCGAGGUUUUUUUUUCGGUUUGAAAAAACUAGAUUCUUUUUAUCAUCAUUAAGAAAGAUGAACAAAGAAAAACAGAGAUCUUGAGGACUUGAAAGAAUUAGAUUAGUCACUUUUUGUUUAAUGAUUAAAUGCCUGUGAAUUAGAACUUACAGUGUGGGUUCUGUUGCUCUCA
Messenger RNA from Hibiscus syriacus, 922 nucleotides. RefSeq lists its product as uncharacterized. Bases 74 to 691 code for a protein of 205 amino acids. The record is from RefSeq and is a predicted model, not a curated record. NCBI's taxonomy places the organism in Eukaryota, Viridiplantae, Streptophyta, Magnoliopsida, Malvales, Malvaceae. The transcript is spliced from 2 exons.